Messenger RNA from Polistes dominula (European paper wasp), 1128 nucleotides. RefSeq lists its product as uncharacterized. Gene Ontology annotation, cellular component: cytoplasm; mitochondrion. NCBI's taxonomy places the organism in Eukaryota, Metazoa, Arthropoda, Insecta, Hymenoptera, Vespidae. Gene Ontology annotation, molecular function: L-malate dehydrogenase (NAD+) activity. The record is from RefSeq and is a predicted model, not a curated record. Gene Ontology annotation, biological process: tricarboxylic acid cycle.
UUUACAUUUUACGAUAUACUUCUAAUAUACAAUUAAAUAUUAUUAAGAGAAAUAUUAAAUUACAAUGUUAUAAUAGAUCUAAAGAGAAUAACAUAAAUGAAGAAUGCAAACGAAAUAAUAUUAUGCGUCCCUCGCAAUUUAAUGAAUAUAAUUUUUUUGAUAAUCGCAUGAUCGAUGUAAAUGUUUGUAUUAUUGGUGGAGGCUUGUCUUCCAUUUAUACAGCAGUUUUUUUGAAACAAUCUCGUUUUAUAAAAGAUAUACAUUUAGUUGAUUUAAGUGGAAAAUUAGCUGGUACCGUUUUUGAUGCAAAUCACAUUGAUACUACUAUUCGUAUAAAGUAUUUUACUAAAAAAUUAAUUAGAAAAGCCUUGGUAAAAACAAAUAUUGUUGCACUUAUGGAUGAGUCGGAUUUUAAUAUUGAUAAAGAUCCAUAUAUUCAGCUUAAUAGGUGCUCGAAAUAUAUUCAUCAAAUGGUAGAGCAUAUAAUCGCAAUUUGCCCUACAGCACUUGUUGCAAUUUUUACAAAACCUGUAACAGCAACGAUGUCGAUGGUAUCAGAAAUUUAUAAACAUGCAGGCAAAUGGGAUCCAAAUAGAUUGAUUGGUUCAGUUUCUACAGAAGUAAUGCGAAUUGAAACAAUAACUGGAAAUAUCUUAGAUUUGAAUCCUGCAUCUAUAACAGUUCCAAUAGCUGGAGGAGCUGAUUUAAAUACUAUUGUUCCGCUUUUAUCAUGCACCAAGCCUGUCAAUGAAUUUACAAGUGUACAAGGUCAAAGUGAUACAUUGAUAGAAUUAUUUCAAGCAACCAAACAAGAUCAAAUCAAUUUUAAAGUGAAAAAGUUAGCUCUCUUGAAUGGAUCAGCUGCAGCAAAGUUAAUCUUGACUCUUGUCGGUGGUUUAAACAAUCUCGACAAUGUUUAUGCAUGUGCGUUUGUACGUUCAAAUGUAUUGCCAGUAUGUCGUUUCUUUACAUCUCAAUUACAAUUUGGGAUUGGAGGAAUAAAGAAAAAUUUUGGUUUACCAAAAGUUUCAUCUUUGGAAGUUAAUAUGAUUGAAAGAGCAAUUCCAAUUAUUAAUGAGUACAUAAGAAUGGGAAUGAAGGCUUCUAAUUGUAAAUAAAUAAAAUCAC